Messenger RNA from Capronia coronata CBS 617.96, 1518 nucleotides. RefSeq lists its product as uncharacterized. The transcript has a single exon. The record is from RefSeq and is a predicted model, not a curated record. Gene Ontology annotation, molecular function: nucleic acid binding; 3'-5' DNA helicase activity; ATP binding. Gene Ontology annotation, biological process: double-strand break repair via homologous recombination. Bases 1 to 1518 code for a protein of 505 amino acids. Gene Ontology annotation, cellular component: chromosome; cytoplasm. Lineage: Eukaryota; Fungi; Ascomycota; Eurotiomycetes; Chaetothyriales; Herpotrichiellaceae.
AUGCCACGGGCCUCCUUGAAACGCAGCGAUAGUAUCACAGAUCUCCGUUUCACCCUCCGCCGAGUUUUCGGCAAAGACUCGUUUCGCCCACUGCAGGAAGAAGUCAUCACUGCUGCCAUUGCAGGCCAUGAUGUCUUCCUCUGUGCGGCCACCUCCUUUGGGAAGUCUCUCUGCUACCAGCUGCCCGCCGUGGUCUCUCUCGGAGUCACCGUCGUUAUUUCUCCCCUUCUGGCACUGAUGCACAAUCAAGUCCAAUCGGCACAAGAGCUGGGCAUCAUAGUUGAGUCCAUCAACGGCAAGACACCGUGGGCAGAAAAGGUCCGGAUCGAGACAGACCUCCUCUGCGGACACCCAGCUACGAAGCUACUCUAUGUGACCCCGGAACUAUGCGCGACGGACCAUUUCCGCAAACUGAUCGUCCAAAUCCAUCGUCAAGGCCAGCUGGUUCGCAUAGCCGUCGACGAGGCCCAUUGUAUCAGCGAAUGGGGCCAUGAUUUUCGGCCGACGUACAAGGAGCUGAAAUGGCUGAAGUCGACGCUCAACUGCCCUGCGGUGCCCGUCAUGGCCGUGACCGCCACAGCAACCAGCCAGGUUAGGGACGACAUCUUCAGUUUUCUGGGGCUUGAUGAUCAGACGACCAAAAGUUUCGCGACGUCGACAUCGCGCCCUAACAUCCACUACGAAGUCCAAUAUUUCUCCGAGUCGAAUCCGGAGAACGGCGAGAACGAUAUGCUGCCCUAUCUCAUGAACAGAUUGGAGUUCAUGCACCAAAGACGUCUGGCACGAUUAGAAUCACUUCUGCAAGACGAUCCGGUCGCUGCUGUGGCACCCAUCAGCGGAAUCAUCUACGUGCCCCUCCGUUCAACCGCCGAUUGGCUUGCGUCAAAGCUCACCGGGGCUGAGAUGAGAGCGCAGCCAUACCAUGCCGGGCUAGAAGAUGAGAAACGUAAACAGACACAGACAACUUUUCUCAGAUAUGCUACUGCCGAUCCCCGUCUCCUGCCGAUCAAAGACGGCCGUAGUCUCAUGGCCUCCUUCAACAUCAUUUGCGCUACGACGGCCUUUGGCAUGGGCAUUGACGUUCCAACGAUCCGAUUCGUCAUACAUUACGGACUCCCCCGUGGCAUGGAGUCGUUCACUCAAGAAUCAGGUCGGGCGGGCCGAGACGACAAAGCGGCGUCCAGUAUCAUCUUCUACACUCGCGAAGACAAAGAGCGUUGCGAGUUCCGGGCGAGAUCGGACGCAAACCGGGAGAAGAGCAAGGCCAAACGUGAGGCGAGAAUGCAGUCAUUGAAAAGCAUCGUCGAAUUCUGCGAGAACACCCACAUAUGCCGCCACGAUCUGGUGUCGCGGUACUUUGGAGACAAGGCCGGGCUUGCUGAUUGCUACUUUGCCUGUGAUGUGUGCAAGGAAGGAUCUAUUCAGCUAAAGAAGCGAAAGGAGAGAGGACUGGCCACCGAAACAGAGGCGUUCGAGUUUACUCAGCGAGAGCCUGUCACUCAGUACGACUGGGACUAA